Molecule: messenger RNA, 933 nt
Organism: Apiotrichum porosum
Lineage: Eukaryota; Fungi; Basidiomycota; Tremellomycetes; Trichosporonales; Trichosporonaceae
Gene: CYC3
Product: holocytochrome c synthase
Exons: 2
Coding region: 1-933 (310 amino acids)
Biological process (GO): cytochrome c-heme linkage
Cellular component (GO): mitochondrion
Molecular function (GO): holocytochrome-c synthase activity
Source: RefSeq, a predicted model, not a curated record
AUGAAGUGGUUCACCUCCUCCACCGAGGCCCCCGCCCCCGCCAUGCCCGCGGACCACCCUCCAGUCCCCGCAGGCGGUGCUGCCAAGUGCCCCGUCGACCACGCCGCCAUGGCUGCUGCCCCUGCCCCAGCUGCCGCCGCCGACGGCGCUGCCAAGUGCCCCGUCGACCAUGCCUCGAUGGCCAAGCCCAAGGCCGCCCCCUCCGACGGUGCCAAGUGCCCCAUCGACCACAGCGGUAUGCCCGGUGCCGCUGCCGCCAACGUCUUUGGUACUGCCGUCGGCGCCCCCGGCUCCCUCAACCCUCUCAACUCGAUGCCCGUGGGACUGAGUGCGACCCAGAAGGCUCCCGGCCAGAAGCUCGACCUGCCCACCGAGAAGACUCUGUCUGGUAUCCCCCGCCCACCUACCGAGGGCGAGAGCAGCUCGGGCAGCGUGUGGGAGUAUCCCUCCCCGCAGCAGUUCUACAACGCUCUUGUCCGCAAGGGCUGGGAGACUCCCGAGGAGAGCAUUGAGAUGGUCGUUGACAUUCACAACUGGAUCAACGAGGGUGCUUGGGACGAGGUCAUGAAGUGGGAGAAGAGGUUGCCUGGUGGAGAGGACGCCCAGCUCGCGCGUUUCCAGGGCCGUCCUGGAGACCUGUCACCCAAGGCUCGCAUGCACCUGUUCCUCGGCCAGCUCUUCCCCUCCAAGUUCAACACGGACAAGCCGUUUGACCGCCACGACUGGAUCGUCACGCGCCCAAUCCUGGACGCGCAGGGCAACAAGACAAAGGAAGAGGCCGCCCAGCGCUACGUUAUCGACUACUACUCAGCCCCCAACGACGAGGACGGAAACCCCGUCUUCUCGCUCGACGUCCGUCCGGCACUGGACAGCUUUGGUGCCGUCAGCGAGCGCAUCCAGGUCGCUGUGCAGGAGUGGAUGCGCGGCGAGUAG